Molecule: messenger RNA, 567 nt
Organism: Rhinichthys klamathensis goyatoka
Lineage: Eukaryota; Metazoa; Chordata; Actinopteri; Cypriniformes; Leuciscidae
Product: cytochrome P450 2F2-like
Exons: 3
Coding region: 40-546 (168 amino acids)
Biological process (GO): xenobiotic metabolic process
Cellular component (GO): cytoplasm; intracellular membrane-bounded organelle
Molecular function (GO): heme binding; iron ion binding; oxidoreductase activity, acting on paired donors, with incorporation or reduction of molecular oxygen, reduced flavin or flavoprotein as one donor, and incorporation of one atom of oxygen
Source: RefSeq, a predicted model, not a curated record
UUUACAAAAAAAGUUUUUUAUUGUGUUGCUUAAGGGCAAAUGCAAAGGGAGAUUGACAGAGUUAUUGGAAGGAACAGGGUCCCUACAAUGGAAGACAAGAAAUCCCUCCCCUUUACUGAUGCUGUGAUUCAUGAAGUACAACGUUUUCUGGAUAUUGUCCCACUAAAUGUUCCCCAUUAUGCCAUGAAAGACAUCACAUUCAGAGGUUAUGUAAUUCCAAAGGAUACAGUGAUUAUUCCCAUGCUGCACUCUGUUCUAAGGGAUGAGGUACAGUGGGAAACCCCUUGGACAUUUAACCCAGAGCACUUUCUGGAUGUCAACGGCAACUUUAAAAAUAAUCCAGCCUUUAUCCCGUUUUCUGCAGGUAAACGCUCUUGUGUGGGUGAGUCUCUGGCUCGUAUGGAGCUCUUUCUGUUCAUCGUGUCUCUGCUUCAGAAGUUCAGCUUCAGUAGUCCACAGGGUCCAGAUGGCAUAGACCCCAGUCCUGAACUCAGCAGCUUUGCCAACAUGCCUCGAUUCUAUGAGCUCAUUGCCUCCCCCCGCUGAACAACAUGUUAUUGCAUCUUA